CUGUGAGUCACGGCACCCAGGAGGGCAGCGGCAGCUCCACUCACCCCAGCACCCGGCUGCACCGUGGGAAGGAGUCCUUCCCCUCGCCAUGGCUUCCCUGGGGCAGAUCAUCUUCUGGAGCAUUAUUAGCAUCAUCAUUAUUCUGGCUGGAGCAAUUGCACUCAUCAUUGGCUUUGGUAUUUCAGGGAGACACUCCAUCACGGUCACUACUCUCACCUCGGCUGGGAACAUUGGGGAGGAUGGAAUCCUGAGCUGCACUUUUGAACCUGACAUCAAACUUUCUGAUAUCGUGAUACAAUGGCUAAAGGAAGGUGUUAUGGGCUUGGUCCAUGAGUUCAAAGAAGGCAAAGACAACCUGUCAGACCAGGAUGAAAUGUUCAGAGGCCGGACAGCAGUGUUUGCUGAUCAAGUGAUAGUUGGCAAUGCCUCUCUGAGGCUGAAAAACGUGCGACUCACAGAUGCUGGCACCUACAAAUGUUACAUCAUCACUUCUAAAGGCAAGGGGAAUGCUAACCUUGAGUAUAAAACUGGAGCCUUCAGCAUGCCAGAGGUGAAUGUGGACUAUAAUGCCAGUUCAGAGAGCUUGCGGUGUGAGGCUCCCCGAUGGUUCCCCCAGCCCACAGUGGUCUGGGCAUCCCAAGUAGACCAGGGAGCCAAUUUCUCAGAAGUCUCCAAUACCAGCUUUGAGCUGAACUCUGAAAAUGUGACCAUGAAGGUUGUCUCUGUGCUCUACAAUGUCACGAUCAACAACACAUACUCCUGUAUGAUUGAAAACGACAUUGCCAAAGCCACAGGGGAUAUUAAAGUGACAGACUCUGAGAUCAAAAGGCGGAGUCACCUACAGCUACUGAACUCAAAGGCUACCCUGUGUGCCUCUUCUUUCUUUGCCAUCAGCUGGGUACUCCUACCACUCUCCCCUUACCUGAUGCUAAAAUAAUGUGCCUUGGCCACACAUGAACAUGCAAAGUCAUUGGUAGAACAGGAAUCUACAGAACUAUUUCACCACAAGAUAUGACCUAGUUUCAUAUUUCUGGGGGGAAAUGAAUUCAUGUCUAGAGGUAUGGAGUGAACAAACAAGAACAAGAAACAGAAAGAAGCCAAAAGCAACUCACAGAAGACUCCAUAUGGAUAAGAUAAUCUAUCUCCAAAGACAUAUAUUAAAAGUUUAGAAAAAUAUUCCAUCUGAAAUAGAGAAGUAUGUCAGGCCUGCUAAGUGAAGUGCAUGUGCAGACAAGUGCAUACCCAUAUCCCAGGGACCUCCCCUUACCCAUCACCUCCUGGGGAGCUAAAGGAUGGGAUACUGCAUCUCCCUUAUCUCCAAAUACUUGUUAUAUGUGCUGUAAUGUGGAUCUGAGGAAGUUUCUGAAAAGUUUCUAUUAAAAUAUAUCCAUGUCUUAUAUUCCACAAAUUAAACUAUAGCAUAUGCUGUAAGAACCUGCUAAUCAGCUGCCACUUCACACCUCUGAGGUAGCUGCAUCUUAGUGAUGGGUCAAAUGAUUCACUUUUCAUUAUGACGCUUCCAAAAGUGUCUUGGCUUCUCCUCCCACCUGACGAAUGCCAAAGACAUGUGAAAAAUCAUAAUUUUAGUGUAAACAAAGUAAUUGGGUUUUUCUAAAUAAUCCGAGUACCUUCUUUUU
Molecule: messenger RNA, 1637 nt
Organism: Galeopterus variegatus (Sunda flying lemur)
Lineage: Eukaryota; Metazoa; Chordata; Mammalia; Dermoptera; Cynocephalidae
Gene: VTCN1
Product: V-set domain containing T cell activation inhibitor 1
Exons: 6
Coding region: 89-937 (282 amino acids)
Source: RefSeq, a predicted model, not a curated record